This is a messenger RNA of Drosophila innubila, 1092 nucleotides long. Its product is annotated as microfibril-associated glycoprotein 4-like. The transcript is spliced from 2 exons. The record is from RefSeq and is a predicted model, not a curated record. Lineage: Eukaryota; Metazoa; Arthropoda; Insecta; Diptera; Drosophilidae. Bases 40 to 1011 code for a protein of 323 amino acids.
ACUGAACAGGGACAGGAACUUAAGAUUCUUCUAUCGGACAUGCAGUUUAUAAAAACGGAACUUGAACUACUAAAAAAAGAAAUAAAUGUUGUGGUAUCGGAUAAUCAAUGUAGAGCAGAGACCGAAAAACAGAAAAAAGACAUAAUUAAUAGGGAAACAGAAAUUCGAUCACUGAAAGGAGACAUACAAACUCUGAGAACGGAGUUCGACCUACAAAAAAAAGAUUUAAUUAAUAAGGAAGCGAAUAUUUUGACUUUACAAGCAGAGUUGGAGAACGAAAAGAAAAGUGUACUUGACAAGGAAUCUAAUAUCCAAUUGCUUAAAAAUGAAAUUCAACUUCUUAGAGCGGAGCAGGAGCGUCAGAGAAUUUUACAUGGCCCGCACAAUUGUACCGAUGCUAAGUCCAGUGGGAUUAAUGAAAUACUCCUCCCCAAAUUUAGUAGUCAACCUUUUAAAGUUGCCUGCGAUGCGGAAACCCAAGGAGGAGGUUGGACCAUUAUCCUGAGAAGGAUGGAUGGUAGUGUAAAUUUUUAUAGAAACUGGAGGGAAUAUAAAAAUGGAUUUGGUAAUCUAAAUGGCGAGUUCUUUAUGGGUUUAGAUAAGAUGCAUGAAAUAACGGCAGAAAGAAAACAAGAGUUACUUUUUCUUCUCGAGGACUUUGAGGGCGACAAGAGAUUUGAGAAGUACCAUGAAUUCGCAAUUGGAAACGAGUCUCAACAAUAUGAAUUACACACUUUGGGAGAUGCCAGUGGAACUGCAGGUGAUUCACUCAAAUAUCAUCAUGGCAGCAAAUUUUCUACAUUCGAUCGGGAUAAUGAUGGUCAAUCGGAUAACUGCGCCGAACUAGACACUGGCGCCUGGUGGUACCGUUCCUGGAAUUAUUGUCAAUUCUGCCAAUUGACGGGAACAUAUGGAAACAUCGAAUAUUACAAAGGCGUCAAUUGGGCCAGCUUUCGGGGAUCUUAUUACUCCAUGAAGAAAGCCGUUAUGAUGAUUCGGCCCAAAAAGUGAAUUUCUAAGUCUUAAAAGCAGUUUCUUUAUUAUAUGCAUAUUUUUCUAAAGAAUUUAAAUAAAAACCAUUGUCAUUUUCUG